CACAUUGCGGGCGGAAAGCUACAAGGUUUAAUCGAACGCCGUGAUCGGAGACACUGAAAUACGCUCCCAGCUAACAGCGGGCGGAGAGGGACGUGUGAGAAGUGCAAUCGUGUAUCCCCGGCUCAAACGCGAGCCACAGCAAUCGGCGAGCUGCCGACCACUCUUACGACUCCUGCUCGGGUAGCGUAUUCCUCGCCACUCGUGUAUCCGAUUCGAUUCCUUUUUAGGGCCCCAACUCCUUUCCUUCCUUGCGAGGGGCAAAAUUGUAGGCUGCGGCACGUGGCGGAACCGGAAGCAGAAGGGCGAACUAUUGAUCAUCAAUGGAGGCGUUCUCCUGUUGCUUUUGUAGAGCCGCCCCUCCGAUGGCCUCCCUCGCCGUCGACCUUCAACCCUCGUCCAUUCUCUGCAACCGGACGAUCGAUCCGUCCUCGUUUCGCCUCCGUCGGACCUCCCUUUCUUCCUUCCCUUCUCCCCCCAUCCCCUUCCUCGUCAGCUGCAGCAGCACCGCUCCUUGCCCCCCUUCGUCCAAUCCUUCGCUCAGGAGAACAACUAAUAGUAGCGGUGCCAAGAAAAAGAAAAGCAACUGCGCCCCGCCGCCGCAGAAGCCGGUUGUCGCCGCAAAAUGGCGGGUGGAGGAUUGCGUGCCUUCCGUGGAGGAGGCGUCCAUCAGCGUCCGGAAUGUCUACCAGAAUGGGGACCCGCUCGGGCGCAAGGAAUUGGGUAAGUGCGUGGUUCGAUGGAUCAGUCAGGGAAUGCGUUCCAUGGCCUCUGACUUCGCCUCGGCGGAGGUCCAGGGCGAGUUUUCGGAGCUCAGGCAGCGGAUGGGGGUCGCUACCGCGGCUGACGGUGGUGGUGGAGGGCCAGCCGUUCAUGGUCUCGCCUUCGUCAUCCAGGCUCAGCCGCACCUCUAUGCUGUGCCGAUGCCCAAAGGGCUUGAGGCUCUAUGCUUCAAGGCAUGCGCACACUACCCGACCCUCUUUGACCACUUCCAGCGCGAGCUCCGAGAUGUCCUGCAAGACCUCCAACGACGGGAUAUCUUCAGUGAUUGGCGUGCUACUGAGUCUUGGAAGCUCCUAAAAGACAUUGCAAAUUCAGCACAGCAUCGUGCAGCUGUUCGGAAGACACCUCAAUCCAGGCCUGUCCAUAGUGGUUUGGGGAUGGAGUUACAAAAGGCUAAAGCAAUACAAGCCAAAAUUGAGAACUUUGUCAAGCACAUGUCUGAACUUCUUCUAAUAGAGCGUGAUGCAGAAUUGGAGUUUACCCAAGAGGAACUGAAUGCUGUACCUAUGCCAGAUGAAAACAUUGAUGCUCCAAUCGAGUAUCUAGUUAGUCAUGGGCAGGCCCAGCAAGAGCAGUGUGAUACUUUAUGCAAUUUGAGUGCAAUUAGUUCUUCUACUGGAUUAGGUGGAAUGCAUUUGGUCCUUUUUAAAGUUGAAGGAAACCAUAGGCUGCCACCAACAACUCUCUCUCCAGGGGAUACUGUUUGUGUCAGAACAUGUAAUCAUAGGGGUGAAGGUGCAACCUCUUGCAUGCAGGGUUUUGUGAACAACUUAGGCGAAGAUGGAUGUAGUAUCACUUUGGCUCUAGAAUCUCGCCACGGUGACCCCACCUUCUCUAAGCUAUUUGGGAAAAAUGUGCGCAUUGACCGGAUUCAAGGAUUAGCUGAUGCAUUGACAUAUGAGCGUAAUUGUGAAGCAUUAAUGCUCCUUCAGAAGAAUGGUUUACACAAGAAAAAUGCCUCAAUCACGAUAGUUGCUACUCUAUUUGGAGACACGGAAGAUAUCAUGUGGCUAGAGCAGAAUAAUCUUAUUGAAUGGUCUCCAGCAACCCUUGAUGGAUUGGUAGAAGGUAGAUUUGAUGAAUCUCAACUAAAAGCUAUUGCCUUGGGCUUGAACAAAAAGCGGCCGCUUUUAGUGAUCCAAGGGCCUCCUGGUACGGGCAAAACUGGAUUGCUCAAGGAGCUCAUCGCCCUUGCAGUUCAACAAGGUGAGCGUGUACUUGUGACAGCUCCUACUAACGCAGCUGUGGACAAUAUGGUAGAAAAACUCUUGGACACUGGAUUGAACAUAGUUCGUGUUGGGAACCCUGCUCGAAUUUCUACUGCUGUAUCAUCAAAAUCUUUAGGGGAGAUAGUUGAUGAUAAACUUGCAUCAUUCAAAAAGGAAUUUGAGAGGAAAAAAUCAGAUCUAAGAAAGGAUCUUAGGCUUUGUUUGAAGGAUGAUUCACUUGCAGCAGGUAUACGCCAACUGCUGAAGCAACUUGGAAAGAAUUUGAAGAAGAAAGAAAAGGAUACUAUAAGGGAAGUUCUUUCAAGUGCUGAAGUUGUACUUGCCACUAAUACUGGAGCAGCUGAUCCCCUCAUCCGAAGACUGGGAGUGUUUGAUCUUGUAAUUGUUGAUGAGGCCGGGCAAGCAAUCGAACCAUCUUGUUGGAUCCCAAUCCUGCAAGGAAAGCGUUGCAUCUUAGCUGGUGACCAGUGUCAACUUGCACCAGUAAUUUUGUCUAGAAAGGCCCUGGAGGGUGGUCUUGGUAUAUCACUUAUGGAAAGAGCAUCAACUUUGCAUAAAGGUAUGCUAACAACCAAGUUGAUGAUUCAAUACAGGAUGCAUGAUGCAAUCGCCAGCUGGGCAUCAAAAGAGAUGUAUGGUGGGUUGCUGAAAUCUUCCCCAUUGGUUUCCUCACAUCUUCUUGUUGAUUCUCCUUUCGUCAAGAUUACAUGGAUAACUCAGUGCCCACUUCUCUUGCUUGAUACACGGAUGCCAUAUGGAAGUUUAUCUAUUGGCUGUGAGGAGCAUUUGGACCCUGCUGGCACAGGUUCCUUUUACAAUGAAGGAGAAGCAGACAUUGUUGUCCAGCACAUCUUCAACCUUAUAUACUCUGGAGUUACUCCAUCGGCUAUUGCUGUGCAAUCACCUUACAUUGCGCAGGUCCAGCUUCUGAGGGAUAGGCUUUCCACAUAUCCAGAAACUUCUGCUGUUGAAGUUGCGACUAUAGAUAGUUUUCAAGGGCGGGAAGCAGAUGCUGUGAUUAUUUCAAUGGUCCGGUCCAACACAUUAAGUGCAGUUGGAUUUCUAGGAGAUAGCAGGCGAAUGAAUGUUGCAAUAACAAGGGCACGCAAACAUGUUGCCGUCGUGUGCGACAGCUCCACCAUUUGCCAUAACACCUUCUUGGCCAGACUCCUCCGUCACAUUCGACGUGCAGGCAGGGUGAAACAGGCUGAGCCUGGGUCUUCCGAGGGACCGGGAUUGAGCACAACUCCCCUAUUUCCCUCCAUUAGUUAACUAAUGAAUCAUCCACCUCCUGUACACCCUAUUCUUUUCUCAACCACAGUCAAAAUCUAUCAUUCCUACUCAUCAUUCUGAUGCUACUUUUGAUGUAAAUAUUCUUAUCAAGUGUUAGGUGGAAAGUAAAAGAAUAGCAUUCCUUGCACAAAAUAAUCACAUUGUAAUUACUAACCAGGACGACUCAUUUUUUCAUGACUAACAAAAUUUAGAGAU
This is a messenger RNA of Zingiber officinale, 3497 nucleotides long. RefSeq names its product DNA-binding protein SMUBP-2. Lineage: Eukaryota; Viridiplantae; Streptophyta; Magnoliopsida; Zingiberales; Zingiberaceae. The coding region runs from base 321 to 3281 and encodes 986 amino acids. The transcript has 7 exons. The record is from RefSeq and is a predicted model, not a curated record. Gene Ontology annotation, molecular function: ATP hydrolysis activity; 5'-3' DNA helicase activity.